GCGCACAGCCCCACCACACACCGUGCACACUUCCCCACCCCACGGCCGCACGCACACACGCGGCGCCUCUGAGCCGCUUGCAUUACGGGCAAGGCGGACUCGGGGACCAGCCGCGCAUUUUGAACUGCCUCACCGGCCCUCAACGUUGACCCAAGAAACAAAACUAAAACGAAUAUUCAUAAAGGAGACCAUGGCACGGCAAGACGACGCGGACGGAUUUGCCAAACCAUAUUAUGGAUCCAUCAUGGACGAUGAACGGAUGACGGCGGAGCAGAUGGAUGCGCGACGGCGCCAGAACGUGGCCUACGAAUACCUGUGCCACUUGGAGGAGGCGAAACGCUGGCUGGAGGCUUGCAUUGUGGAGGAGCUGCCCCCCACCACAGAGUUGGAGGAGAGCCUGAGGAAUGGGGUCAUCCUCGCCAAGCUGGGACACUUCUUCAUGCCGGGGAAAGUGUCCCUGAAGAAGAUCUACGACAAGGAGCAGACGCGAUGCAAGGCGAUGGGUCUGCACUUUCGGCACACCGACAACAUCAACCACUGGCUAAGUGCCAUGGUUGCCAUUGGGCUACCCAAGAUAUUCUACCCUGAAACGACGGACAUCUACGACCGCAAGAACAUGCCGAAGACAAUUUACUGCAUCCAUGCUCUUAGUUUGUAUCUGUUCAAGCUGGGGCUGGCUCCGCAGAUUCAGGACCUCUUUGGAAAAGUCAAUUUCACAGAGGAGGAGAUUGACAACAUGCGCAAGGAGCUGGAGAAGUACGGGAUUCAGAUGCCGGCGUUCAGCAAAAUCGGCGGGAUCCUGGCCAGUGAGCUCUCCGUGGAUGAAGCUGCACUGCACGCGGCAGUGAUAGCCAUCAACGAUGCCGUGGAGAAGGGGGACCCGGCGGAGACAGUGGCCGCCCUGAGGAACCCCAGCGCCAUGCUGCUGGGCCUGGAAGAGGAGCUGGCCGGGGCCUACCAGAGCAUGCUGCAACGAGCCAAGCUUGACAAGGCCAACAGUGCCCGCAACCGGGGGAUGGUUGGCGAUGGUUCCAUAGAGGAGAAGGACGUGUAUGAGGAGCUGCUCACUCAGGCCGAGAUCCAGGGCAACAUCAACACAGUCAACACCCAAGCCGCCCUGGAGCGUGUGGAUGCCGCGCUGCGUGGGAAGAACCCCGAGGAGCUGAUGGAGGCCCUGAGGGCCCGGGCGCUGGCGCUGCAUGGAGUGGAGUUCGGGAACGCGCGCUGGUACCAGGAGCGGCUCUCGUCGGAGCGAGAUGCCAGGGGACAGGACACAGGGAGGGAAUGCCAACUGGGCAAAGAGGAUCUGCAAGCCGGCGUGGAAAGGGCCAACUCGGAGGCGUUACGUCAUCACCUGAUGUUGAAGGCGGUGGAGAAGAUCAAUGCGGCGAUCGGCGCCGGGGAGGCGCAGGCCACGGUGCUCGCUCUGCAACAGCCGGACGCUCAGCUCCCGCCCAUACACCCCUUUGCCGCCUCCCUCUACCAGCUUGAGCUGGGGGCCUUGCAGAGUGAGAUGGGCGAGCUGUCCCACGGGGCCCUGUGUGAGUCCCUGCAGGCCCUCUCCGCCCUGGCCCUCGUCAACCAGGCCCUGGACGCACGUGACACGGUCGCCGUGGCGACGCUGCUAGCCAAUCAGUCGGCUGUGCUGGCGAGCCUCGACAAGGCCAACCUGCAGCGCUAUGUGGAGGCGCUCAUGGAGCUGAAGGCCCAGGCGCUGUCCGAGGGGCGUGAGCACGUCCUGUGGAGCGACAUCCGCGCCUGCGUCGACGACAUCAACGUCACCGUGCAGGAGGAGCACGACCGCGUGCUCGCCAUCGGGAAGAUCAACGAGGCGCUGGAGGAGGAGGAGCCCGUGAGGACUCUGGAGGCCCUGCAGCUCCCGGCCGUGAAGCUGUCGGUUGUGGAGCCGGCGCUCGCGCUGCGCUACCGCGACGUGCUGCGCGCCAGCAAGCGGCGCAAGGCCAAGGAGAUGGCAGACGAGUCGGCGGUGCUGUGGCUUGACGAGAUCCAGGAGGGCGUCCACGCGGCCAACAAGGACAACGAGGCCGCCAACAGCAUGGCGGCGGCGGUGGCGGCGGUGAACUCCGCGCUGGGGGACACCGGUGAGGGCGUGGCCGAGACGCUGCUGGGCCUGCUGCGUACGCCGGGGCUGGCGCUGCGCGGAGUGACGCCCGAGUGCACCGCCUCUUACCACCUCGAGCUCUCCGACGCCAAGUGCGAGAAGGCUGCUGGAGCCAAGGGGGAAAGCAGCGACGGCCCGUGGAGCCGGCACCGGCUCAGGGACGGCUCCGACUUCUUCUUCAACCGGGAGAGCGGCGAGGGCAGAUGGGAGGCGCCGCAGGGCGCGAUGCCCAGCACGGGGCAGCUGAGCCGCGACGAGAUACAGGCAGUGGUUGGCCGCGUGACGUCCGUGUACAACCGUGAGCGGCUGUGGCUCACGCACGAAGCUCUGGUGGCGCAGCUCCAGGCGCGCGGACGCGGGUACCUGGUGCGCCGCGCUCUCGUCGCCCGCCGGGAAUUCCUCACCAACCAGCAACCGGCCAUCACCACUGUGCAGGCCUACUGGCGAGGAUGCAAACAGCGGAAGGUCUUCCGCGCACGGCUGCAGCUGCUCCGUGACAACACGCCAGCAGCCAUAAAGAUCCAGGCGUGGGUGCGGAUGUGGCUUGCUGCCAAGCGCUACCGCGCGCGCCUCCAGUUCUUCCAAGACCACAUACCAGAAAUAGUGAAGAUUCAAGCCUUCUUGCGUGCCAACAAGGCGAGGGAUGACUACAGAAUACUGAUCGGCGCCAGCAACCCUCCGCUGCCUGUGCUGCGCAAGUUCGUGCAUCUGCUGGAGCAGAGUGACUUGGACAUCCAGGAGGAGCUGGAGAUCAUGCGGCUGCGCGAGGAGGUCGUCACCACGAUUCGCUCCAACCAGCAGCUCGAGCAGGACCUCAACACCAUGGACAUCAAGAUCGGGCUGCUUGUCAAGAACCGCAUCACCCUGCAGGAUGUGGUGAUGCACAGCAAGAAGCUGAACAAGAAGAACCGAGAGGAGCUGCAGGGCAUGAUGGUGGCCGACCAGCAGAAGGGCCUCAAGUCUCUCAGCCUGGAGAAACGCAAGAGACUGGAGGCCUACCAGCACCUCUUCUACCUUCUCCAGACGAAUCCGUCCUACCUGGCCAAGCUCAUCUUCCUAAUGCCGCAGAACAAGUCGACCAAGUUCGUCGACUCGGUGGUCUUUACGCUGUACAACUACGCAUCGAACCAACGCGAGGAGUACCUACUGCUCAAGCUCUUCAAGUCGGCGCUCGAGGAGGAAAUCAAGUCCAAAGUCGACCACCUGCAGGAGAUCGUGACGGGAAACCCCACCGUCAUCAAGAUGGUGGUGACGUUUCACCGAGGCGUGCGCGGCCAGAACGCCAUGCAGACGCUCCUGGGGCCCCUAGUCAAGGAGAUCAUUGAGGACAAGUCCUUCAACGUCAACACCAACCCCGUGGAGAUCUACAAGGCCUGGGUCAACCAGAUGGAGAGCCAGACGGGAGAGAUGAGCAAUCUGCCAUAUGACGUCACCUCGGAGCAGGCCUUGGUGCACGAGGAGGUGCGCAAGAGGCUCGAGAUCUCACUGCAGAGCCUGCGUACGGCCACCGACAAAGUUCUUUCCUCCAUCAUCGCCGCCCUCGACAAAAUCCCGUACGGCAUGCGAUUUAUUGCCAAGGUGCUCAAGAACUCUCUGCAAGAGAAGUUCCCAGAUGCAACGGAGGAUGACCUCUUCAAGAUCGUGGGGAACCUGCUGUACUACCGCUACAUGAACCCGGCCAUCGUGGCGCCGGAUGCCUUCGACGUGCUGGAGCUCGGCGCCGGGGAGACUCUGCGGCCGGAGCAACGCCGCAGCCUGGCGUUUGUGGCACGCAUGCUCCAGUCGGCCGCGGCCAACCAGCGCUUCGAGGAGGGCGACGCGUCGCACAUGGGCACGCUCAGCGAGUACACCACGCAGGCCUUCGCCAAGUUCAAGAAGUUUUUCCAGUCGGCGUGCGACGUCCCCGGCCUGGAGGAGAAGUUCAACGUUGACGAGUACUCUGACCUCGUGACGCUGAGCAAACCCGUCAUCUACAUCUCCAUCGGCGAGAUCAUCGACACGCACACUCUCUUGUUGGAGCACCAAGAGGCCAUCGCUCCAGACCACAACGAUCCGCUCAUUGCGCUCCUCGAGGACUUGGGUGACGUUCCCGACAUCUGCUCGCUCGGCGGCGAGACCGAGGGAGAAAACAGUGACCCCAACAAAGAAGCACAGCUGUUGAAGACGGAGGUGUCUCUCACACUUGCCAACAAGUUCGAUGUCAUGGGUGACGACGACCUGGACACCAAGGGCCUGCUACUCAGGACAAAGAAGCUGGUGGUGGAUGUGAUCCGAGCGCAGCCCGGGGAGAGCCUCACCGAGAUCCUCUCCACCGCAGCGAGCACCGAGCAGGAGGCAGAGCACGACCGCGUGGUGCGGCGCCGCGCCGUGCAGGAUGCACGCGCCCCUGAGAAGGUGCGCCGUGACACCCAGGGCCCCCAGGAGUGCGAGCUGUCCCUCGCCGGGAAGAAGGAGCGAAUCCUGUGCAGCCUCGAGGCGCUCGAGAAGGCUGAGCACGUGUGCGCAGCCGACAAGUACCAAGCCUUCAUCAACGACAUCGCCAAGGACAUCCGGAACCAGCGGCGGUACCGGCAGAGGCGCAAGGCGGAGCUGGUGAAGCUGCAGCAGACGCUCGUCGCCCUCAAUUCCAAGACGACGUUCUACCAGGAGCAGACCAACUACUACAACCAGUACAUCCAGACCUGCCUCGACAAUCUGGCCCACAAGGGAAAGAGCGGACGGAAAGGGAAAGCCGAAGAAAAAUCAGGACGGAAAGGAAAGCCUCAGGUUCUGCACUACACAGCUGCCCGCCUCUACGAGAAGGGAGUGCUGCUGGAGAUAGAAGACGUCACCUUAAACCAGUUCAAGAAUGUUUUGUUUGACAUCACGAAAGGAGAGAAAAUUGGAAUCUUCGAGGUGAAAGCGAAGUUCAUGGGAGUUGAAAUGGAAAAAGUGGAGCUUAACUUUCAGGACCUUUUGCAGCUGCAGUACGAGGGAGUGGCUGUAAUGAAGAUGUUCGAACGGGCAAAAGUAAAUGUCAACCUCCUUAUCUUCCUCCUCAACAAGAAGUUAUAUGGGAAAUGAUUUCUGCAUUGGCAUGUUUCCUAUCUACUAACACUUUUGGUAAUACUUUUUUUUUAAAUACCCAGUUUGUUUGUUGCAAGGUAGAAAAAUAAUCAUGACUGUACGAGGAACGAGUUUAUUUUGUUUAACAGGAUAAUCACUAUUAUAAUGUUCAAGUUAAAACAAAUGGUAAGCAGAAUUCAAAUAUUUUUUUUUAUUAUAAAGACAAAUCAUUGUCGAAUGGUUUAUACUUGUGUUGUGAAAUCGCACUUUGUUUUGAUGAUGCUCAUUGGAAUAAAAAAUGAUAUAUUUGAAUUGGAUGUUUUUCAUUAAUUUGAUUAAACAUUAAUUAUCAAAGUCCCAGUUUAUUUAGAAGUUGCGGAAGUACUCUAUAUCUGCCACUAUUUGUUUUACAUAAGGAAAAUUUAUAUAUAUUUUAUAUUUAUGCGCAUUGAUGCAUUUUUCCAUGUGUUUAUGCAUUUGUUUUAAACACGUUAUAAAAUGUGACAUUACUGUGGCUCUGGGCUUCAAUCAAUUCUAUGGAACCAAAGCCAUAAUCCCCUGACAUUUACUUCCUUAAUUCACCACCUAACGGACAACUGAACUUUGCAGACAGACACGGUAUAGCUGGAGUCGAAGGAUAUCUCAUCGUUGGUCAAUUAGAAAAAAAAAUAUCACCCUAUUUAUGAACGAUGCAAAGAUAUACAGUAUUGUAGUAAGCAUGAAUUAAGAGAAAAAAAUAACAAUCCAAAUUUCGUUAGUAAUACACUGCCAAAUAAUACAUGUAUGAAUCAACCUAUUACAAGCUAAGAUUUAUUUGCUGCAUGUCAGCACCUGUUUUAAAUAAAUGCACAAGUGCAUACUGUAUAUAAGUCUUAGGAAGAAAAAUAGCCUCAUUGAUAUUUUUUUGCAAUCACGUUUUUUGUUUGUAUCACUGGAAAAGUUAAAAUUGUUGGCAGUUUCUAUUUUUUUUAAUCAAUAAAAGUUUGAAGAAAACGUUAGCUUAAAUGUGUAUUUAUAUGAUGAUGUUUGCGUAAAAAAAUAUUUUUUAUUCAAAUAAUAAAGUUUUUACAAUUGAUAAUAAUUGGUACAUCACCAACAACUACUGGUGAAAAUGCAGCAUUACAUUACUGUACUUAAGAGUAAAUAUUGAUCGUAUUUACUGCUUCUAAGGUAUUAUCAUGCAACAAUCAUGAAGGUAUCAUCGUAUUUUAUUAUACAUUUAUUUAUGGCGAGCUUCAUAAGGAGUCAUGCACAACAAUUGCUGGGCUUUCAUUAAGAAUAAACAUUAGCUUGUGUAAGUUGAGUAGCUUUCGGUUUUAUAAAAUCGAAUAUCAUCUACUACUGGUGGCAUGUGCUGUGAAUUACUCAUUGUUUUUACAGGAGCAUCCUGCUUAUAUAUGAUUGGAUGGAAUCAGUCAUGUGUAGAUUAUUACCGCUUAAAAUAUAUUCCCUGCAUCGUAAAUUCACGUAUUUGUUGGAGUAUAGAGGAGGUGUUAUUUUUAAAAUAAAUGUUUGUUUAAUCAACCUCGUGAUUUUGCAAUUUACAUGGAAUAAGCGACAAUAUAUUUGAAAAAUAAAAUGAAUUGAAAAUCCA
This is a messenger RNA of Petromyzon marinus (sea lamprey), 6761 nucleotides long. RefSeq names its product ras GTPase-activating-like protein IQGAP1. Gene Ontology annotation, molecular function: actin filament binding; calmodulin binding; GTPase activator activity. The record is from RefSeq and is a predicted model, not a curated record. Lineage: Eukaryota; Metazoa; Chordata; Hyperoartia; Petromyzontiformes; Petromyzontidae. Gene Ontology annotation, biological process: mitotic actomyosin contractile ring assembly actin filament organization; regulation of GTPase activity. Gene Ontology annotation, cellular component: cell cortex.